UUAUGAGAGCUCCCAAAUCAUGCCAGGAAAAUGUACUGCACACCAUUACAGACUGACUAGAACUAUUCACUGUGGGAACACUGUUGUGCUUUCAUUUUUCCAACUACCUAUAAGAGUAAGCAAGAGUUUUGAGUAAGGAAAGAAAUAAAAAUCAAAACCUCACACCAGAACCUCCAAUAUAAGUUUAAAUAUAUACCAUAUACAACCAAAACAAAAAAAAAAAAAAUAUAUAUAUAUAUAUAUAUAUAUAAUUAAGGAUAUCAAUAAACUAUCAUAAAAGAUAACUAUACCGCUUAUAUUUGUACAUUUUGUCAUAAGUUACAUGGUAUAUGAAAUAGAUAAGAAAUAAUCCUACAUUUGUUGUGUAGGCAUACGGUGUAGAUUGUGUGCAGUAGAUGUCAGCAGUAAUUGCAUUAUGAAGCAUGAAAGGUAUUACAUAGUAAACUUAGGUGGAUUCAUUUUUAGUUUGCUGGAUAAUACCAUAUUGUACAGUACUGUAACAUUUGCAUUGGCCUUGUGCGCUGGCCCUCUGAUAUGUGCUUAUCAAUCAAAUAAGUGGUGCACCUAAAUGAAUUUCGCACGUUGUGUGUGAAUACAUAUUUUCACAAGUUCGAUGCGGCAUGUUGUACAUUCAGAACGUUAUGUUUAAUAGUAAAACCCCUCAGUUUCAGAAGUUUCGAGGUCUUCAGUGGGGAAUCAUUAUAUAGCACUGUGUUGUGGCAUGUAAAGUUAACAUCCUUCUUUCCACAUAAUAUUAGAAUACGAAACGCACAGUAAUACGUUUGGCCUUGCCCCAAUAUAAAAUUCCUUUAUUUUUGGAACACAAUAAAACAUUUGGUUAAAAUUGUGUAGGCUUCCUUUUGCCAUUGUGAUGCAGGAAUUUUACGCUGCUAAGGUACUGAUAUCUCAUUUAAACUGUACAGUGAUUUAUAUAGCUCGCUACUUUAUUAAUCGGUGCAUAAAUUAAUAUACCUAUUAAUCAUUAAGUGCUUACAUAAGAUAAAAUUGCUAGCUAAGUACCAAAGUUAUGUAGUUUGUCCCUGGUGUAGUACCGUAGCCAUUUUCUUGUCAGGAAAACGCCAAAGGAAAAGAAUAACAAGAGUCCUUUCAUGUGUGCUCGCGGGUGAAGAACGUCAUGACACUGCCCCAAAGAGAAUAUUGAACAAAACAAAUGACCUAUACAGGGGAAACUGCAUUGGUCGAUCUUGAUUGACAUCAUUAAAAAAUAUAUUUAAAAAAAACUACCAAACCAGCAAAACGUACAUUGGCAACACUGGAGUAGUGAUAUUUACCCCGCAGCAAGAAUAGUUUCUCAGUAAUAUUAGCAGCGUGAAUGCGUUCAGUCAGCCAGCAAGAAAAAUCUAAAUUCCAGCGUCGGGGAUCACUGUUUUGAUUUUCCAGGACAGACAAGAAGUGGAGGCGGUACAUAGCUUCAGACCAUCGAUGCGUUCUGUGCGCAGGGAAUGAAAGUUUUAGCUUGAAGGGAGAGUGAGAAUUCAAUGUAAACAUUCCUGCACCGUGAUGCUGAAUUCGGGCCAUAGCCGGUCAGAUAACGAUUUUAGGAGUAAGGCUUAGGAAAAAUUUUAAGGCUGGCUCACGAGAAAUUUAAUUUAAUAACGUUACUAGCUGACGUUAGCAAGGUAUGGCUGCAGUUUCGAGGCGUGCGUGGGUAGACUAGCUAGUCACAUUAGACGCGGACAUAGGCGAUAGCUUGCUUGCGUCCUUGCUAGGCAGGCUUGUUGUUUUCAUGUUUUUAGCUAAUUAAAAAAAAAAAAAAUUACAGAAACUGUGCAUUUUUCGUUAUUUACUUGUCUUUUUAGCUAUGCUAAACAGGCGUAUAGUGUACCGCUGGGAAAACGCACAGUGUUGCCGAAAUGAAGGAGAGAUGGGAAUGCAGCAUUCAGAACAAUAUUUGAUUUCCGUUGAUUUUCUGCUGCUACUAGAGUAGUUUUGUUAUAACCAAUAUAGUGAUGCUGUUUAGAAAUUGGUUGUAGAACAGGUAACGUUAGCCAAUUGUGUAUUUCUCCCUGACUAAUUUAGCCAGUUAGGGAGCCAACGCACGUAAUCUCCCUUGCUCACCGUUACGCACUGAAAGUGGGGACAGAUGCAAAGGAAAUCUAAAUAGAUGGCUAGCUAAAUUAAUAUACAAGUUAGCAUUAUGAAAAUAAUUUUCUUUCGGUCUGUUUUGAAUCAAUCUUAGCCUGUUCAUUUUCGCAGUUAGUUGCUUGUUGGCCAAAUACCAAGCCUGCUAGCACUAACUUAUCGGUUGUAUGUUUAAAACGCAUCAAGCUGUUUUAGUAUUAGCCACUGUUUUCAAAUAAAAUAGAUAAUACCUCCGAAAAUUCAUUUUGUUUAGCUAGCGCUUACUAACCACCUUUAGCUGUUGAAGUUUGGUCGAAAAUGUCUGAAAACGCCCCUACGCGAAGCUUGGAUGACAUAGACCUCGCAGCUUUGCGGGACCCAGCUGGGAUCUUCGAGCUGGUUGAGGUUGUGGGCAAUGGAACUUAUGGACAGGUGUACAAGGGUCGUCAUGUUAAGACCGGCCAGCUCGCUGCCAUCAAGGUGAUGGAUGUGACGGAGGAGGAGGAGGAGGAGAUCAAAGCGGAGAUCAACAUGCUGAAGAAGUACAGCCACCACCGCAACAUCGCCACCUACUACGGGGCCUUCGUCAAGAAGAGCCCCCCCGGGCACGAUGACCAGCUCUGGCUGGUGAUGGAGUUCUGUGGGGCUGGCUCCGUCACAGACCUGGUGAAGAACACCAAGGGGAACUCCCUGAAGGAGGACUGGAUCGCCUACAUCUGCAGAGAGAUCCUGAGGGGCCUCUCUCACCUCCACGCCCACAAGGUCAUUCACCGGGACAUUAAGGGUCAGAAUGUGCUGCUUACUGAAAAUGCAGAGGUCAAACUGGUGGAUUUUGGGGUGAGCGCACAGCUGGACAGGACCGUGGGGCGCAGGAACACCUUCAUCGGCACGCCCUACUGGAUGGCUCCGGAGGUCAUAGCCUGCGACGAGAACCCCGACUCCACCUACGACUUCAGGAGUGAUAUCUGGUCUCUGGGGAUCACAGCAAUAGAGAUGGCUGAGGGAGCUCCACCGCUGUGCGACAUGCACCCAAUGAGAGCUCUCUUCCUCAUCCCACGGAACCCGCCUCCUAAACUCAAAUCCAAGAAAUGGUCUAAGAAGUUCAUAGACUUCAUAGAGGGGUGCCUGGUGAAGACGUACCCCAGCCGACCCUCCACCGAGCAGCUGCUGAAGCACUCCUUCAUCCGGGACCAGCCCACCGAGAGGCAGGUCCGCAUCCAGCUCAAGGACCACAUCGACCGCACCCGCAAGAAGAGGGGAGAGAAAGAGGAAACUGAGUAUGAAUACAGUGGCAGUGAAGAGGAGGAUGAGAACAGAGGGGAUGAGAGAGAGUCAAGCUCCAUCCUGAACGUGCCGGGCGAGUCGACUCUGAGGCGGGACUUCCUGCGCCUGCAGCAGGAGAACAAGGAGCGGUCGGAGGCCCUGCGGAGGCAGCAGGCCCAGCUGGCGGCUCAGCGCCGCGACCCCGAGGAGCACAAGAGGCAGCUGCUGCACGACCGGCAGAAGCGCAUCGAGGAGCAGAAGGAGCAGCGGCGCCGCCUGGAGGAGCAACAGAGGAAGGAGCGCGAGAUGGUGAGACAGCAGGAGAAAGGCCCCCACCGCCGAAUGGAUGAUCUCAGGAGGGAGGAGGAUCGGAGGAUGGCUGAGAGGGAGCAGGAGUUCAUAAGACAUAAAUUGGAAGAAGAGCAGCGGCAGUUAGAAAUUCUGCAGCAGCAGCUGCUUCAGGAACAGGCCCUGCUCAUGGAGUACAAGCGCAAGCAGCUGGAGGAGCAGCGGCAGUCGGAGCGGCUGCAGAGGCAGCUGCAGCAGGAGCAUGCGUACCUGGUCUCACUGCAGCAGCAGCAGCAGCAGCAACAGCAACAGCAGCAGCAGGACAAGAAGCCGCAGCUCUACCACUAUGGCAAGAACCUGGAGCCCAACAACAAGCCCGCCUGGGCCCGAGAGGUGGAGGAACGUACUAAGCUCAACAGACAGGGUUCCCCCAAGAUUUGCUCCACCGUUUCAGACACUGCCAUCCAAUCACGAUCUGAUUCUAUCUGCCAAUCAGGCAUCGGGCAAGCCGCCCAAACCCCACCCAUGCAGAGGCCUGUCGAACCACAGGGUGGGCAGGGCAAGUUCCAGAUGGCCCACCUGGUCCCCCUAAAGCCCUACGCCGCCCCCGUCCCACGCUCCCAAUCCCUGUGCGACCAGCCCACUAAGAACAUGUCUGCGUUCCCCACCCAGGACCCCACCCCCACCCCCCGCUCCAUCCCCUCUAGGGAACUCGUCCGCCAGAACUCUGACCCCACCUCCGAGAGCCCCGCCCCCCAGGCCUGGCCAAUCAAGGAUGACCGUGGGCCUUGGAUCCGCCUGCAGGAGCUGGAGCAGCCACCCAAGGUGCCGCAGAGGACGACCUCCAUUGCAACAGCGCUGAACACCAACCUGUCAUCUGGCAUCAGGCACCCAGUGAGAGCCAGUAACCCUGACCUGAGCCGCAAUGAUCGCUGGGAGAGAGGGGACAGUCUGAGCGUGGUGGCCAACCUGCCUCAGACCGGCUCCCUGGAGAGGCACCGGAUACUCAGCUCCUCGAAAAUGGACUCCCCUCCCAUCCUGCACCAGGAAGGACGGCACAAACCAGGGGACUCGCGCACCUCCAGCCGGCCCAGCCGCCCCGCGAGUUAUAAGAGAGCUAUAGGAGAGGACCAUGGUCUUUACGCUAAGGAGCGUCCGGAGGAGCCCCCAAGACCCCCGGCCAAGGCCAAUGACUACUCCUCCUCCUCCGACAGCAGCGAGAGCAGUGAGGAGAGCGAGAGUGGAGAGGGAGCAGAGGAGGACCAGAGCCCCUCUGACCGCCCUCGGGAAGCAGACACAGACUCGGUAAACACCAUGGUGGUUCAUGAGGAGGAGGGAGAGGGAGGAGAGGAGCAGCAGGCUGGGGGCUAUGGGGACCAAACCAUGCUGGUGCAGAGGACCCCGGAGAAGCGCAACCACAACAGUUACACAAACCGGGCAGUGCUGACCUCACACACUCUCUUUCAGUAUCAGUCUAGGGGAUUGGUCAAAGCAUCCGGUAAAUCUUCCUUCACUACCUUUGUUGAUCUUGGGAUGUACCAAACACCAGGAGGGGCGGGAGAGCCCAUCAGUGCAGCAGGCUUGGGCUCCAGGUUCGAGCAGCUGAAGCUGGAGGUGAGGAAAGGCUCGAUGGUGAACGUGAACCCGACCAACACCCGCCCCCACAGCGACACCCCCGAGAUCCGCAAGUACAAGAAGAGGUUCAACUCCGAGAUCCUGUGCGCUGCUCUGUGGGGGGUGAAUCUACUGGUGGGUACUGAAAACGGGCUAAAGCUGCUGGACCGCAGUGGACAGGGGAAGGUGUACCCCCUCAUCAACUCCCGCCGGUUCCAGCAGAUGGACGUCCUGGAGGGGCUCAACCUGCUCAUCACCAUAUCAGGUAAGAAGAACAAGGUGCGCGUGUACUACCUGGCCUGGCUACGCAACAAGAUCCUGCACAAUGACCCUGAGGUGGAGAAGAAGCAAGGCUGGACCACUGUGGGGGAGAUGGAGGGGUGUGUGCACUACAAAGUGGUGAAAUACGAGAGAAUCAAGUUCCUGGUGAUCGCUCUGAAGAAUGCAGUGGAGGUGUAUGCCUGGGCUCCUAAGCCUUAUCAUAAGUUCAUGGCUUUCAAGUCCUUUGGUGACCUGCCACACAGGCCUCAGCUGGUUGACCUGACAGUAGAGGAGGGUCAGAGGUUAAAGGUCAUUUAUGGGUCCAGCGCAGGGUUCCACGCCAUUGACGUGGACUCAGGAAACAACUAUGAUAUCUACAUCCCUGUACACAUCCAGAGCCAGGUGAUGCCCCACGCCAUCGUGUUCCUGCCCAGCUCGGACGGCAUGGAGAUGCUGCUCUGCUACGAGGACGAGGGCGUCUACGUCAACACCUACGGGCGCAUCAUCAAGGACGUGGUGCUGCAGUGGGGCGAGAUGCCCACCUCUGUCGCUCAUAUCUGCUCCAAUCAGAUCAUGGGCUGGGGGGAGAAAGCCAUAGAGAUCCGCUCUGUGGAGACCGGCCACCUGGAUGGAGUCUUCAUGCACAAGAGAGCCCAGAGACUCAAGUUCCUGUGUGAGAGAAAUGACAAGGUGUUCUUUGCCUCCGUGCGUUCUGGGGGCAGCAGCCAGGUCUACUUCAUGACUUUGAACAGGAACUGCAUCAUGAACUGGUGAAGCGGAGGCGGCCGCGUCCCCCUGUCUGUCUGUGCGAUCGUCCGUGUGUCUGUCUGCCUGGCUGAGAGAACGGGCUCCCUCCUCCCUGCGUAGGAGAGCGAGGUGGGGGGGCGGGGGGGCCGAGGUGCACACAGAGGGAAUCACCCCCGUCUUACACCCAUUGUCUCCUGAGCUCCUCGUCUCUCUCAUCCGAUUUCAGCGUGCUGUCUCCGUACCCCAAUGGCCAACUCAGGCUCUCUGUCCGACCGAGGCACCUCGCCACUGAACAAUUCGCAUUCUCUGUUCAUAUUGUCCACCACCUUGAUCGAUGGAAAGCCAAAAUAUUACACAAAGCACAAAUACAGUUGUACAUAUUUCUGUCAUGUUGUACCUCUGAUGUGUUACUUCCACGGUUGGGCACCUGGUUACUUAAAUGUUUAUAAUAUUCCUGUUCUUCAUUUGGUCCAAGACCCACAGCAUCUUUCAGAACGAUUGUUUUUGGUUAGCGAAACAGAGAUGUGGAGACAUGCUUAGAGGCACAAUGUUACAAACAUUUUCAGAAAAGGCAAGCCUGUCAUGAGGUUGCCCUAGCAUAGAGGAAAUGGCCUUGAAGUGUCUGGCAGUGGGUCCCCCUACUGAUGUGGAGUAUCAUAGCAAAGUGGCUAAUGUUCUUCAGCAUCUUUGGUAAUAGCUGAAACUGCAGAAGGGCAUGUGCUUCACGGUUGAGUGUUUUUUUCAUAUAUAUUUUGUUUGUACUGAAUGUUCAGUAUUAUGAUCUGUUGGGUAAAUGGAAGAAAUUUCCCUAUGAAACCAAUUUGUGCUCACAGACGGGGAAAUUGCAAAGGGAGCUCUUUACUGCAAUAAAUGCAGAUCGUCCGUGCACUGCAUGGAGCCUUGCGUGUCAGAUGGACCAGCUGGGUUAUUUUAUUGCAUUGUUUGUUUCUGUGAGAAUAAGAGGUCAGAGGAAUAUCAGUAAUAAAUAGUUUAUUCAUUGAGACUUUUUCUAGUUAAUUUUAUCUGUAAAUAUCUUGAGAUUACCUAUUACACUAUAGCUGUAUUCGUUAUUAUCCGUUGUGAGUUUAUGUAGUUUGAAGAGGGCGUUUAUGUUCAGCUAUUUUAUUGUUGGCUUCAGGGUUGAAGUUUGAGACUGACGUGAAGAGUGACACAGGAGGCCUGGCAGUAAGGUGGGAAUCAUGGGAUUUUUGGAAACGAAAUGCGCUUCGGAGGGAAUUCACGCUAAAUCAGAAUUAAACUUAAUUGCUCAGCCCUGCCCUCUGCACAGCGUGUAGCUGUAGGGAAAAGCAUAACCCUUUUGAAAAUGCAUUCACAGUGCAGUGUUUACUGACUGUGCCUGGGUGAGAGCUGGAGUUCUGGGGGCUCAGUGGGGUUUGUUGUGGAGUAACGAGGCUGUGGCCAUUAGGGUUGGGUCGGUUUCCGGUUUUGCCGGUCCGGUCCGGUGUACGAGCUUAAACCGGUUUGAUUUUAUGCGAACCGACUGAACCGGCAUUUGUCAUUAUGGGAGGUUCUGGCAAAUGAAAAAGUAGCCUACAUCAGCAACCUUUGCCAACGGCGCUAAAGCCAGUUUGUAUUGCAUUAGUAAUAAGCAAUAUGACAACGUGAUUAAUAUAAUAUUAUGUGUGUUUAUAAACGGAGCCACUAGUGUCUGAGAUUGACAGGCCGUGCGCAAUUUAGUGGCCAGCAACAAGGAGAUCAAAUUUCAGUAGACCACGACAUUUAUUUUGCCUUUUUGUAUAGCCAUUUCCGUGGAUAAAAUCGCAUUUAUUAUUAUUAUUUUAUGUUAAAAACAUUUAAUUUAUAUCCAGGGAGAUAGUCAACUAGCAAGUUAGAUGACAUGUUUAGCCAUUUACUAAUACCAUCGCUGGAAAAUAAACCUUUAAACCAGAGAAAUUGCUGAGUUGUCUUAGAAUCUUUAUCGCAACAGGAUGUAUCAUGGCUGGCAGAGUCCGCAUAGCAACGGAGGCUGUUAUGAAACGUUAACUACAUCACAUAACAGCCGUUUUAGAAUGUCAUUGCCUCACCCGGGUCAUUUUUGCAGCUGGGAUCAAAAUUGGCGUUACAGUUCCACUCAGGAGCGGCUGAGUCACGUGCGACACCUACUGGUAAAAUUACCGGUCCGGUCCGGUUCGGUCCGGUCCGGUAUUUGGCUUAAUAUCAAACCGGUUUGAAAUUUUUUACAUCGGCCCAACCCUAGUGGCCAUGCAGUGUCUCACCCUGUGGUGACACUGCGCUGGCUGUGACCGCUCUGCAGUUUGCUUGCUAUGAGAGGACAGCUUAGUGGGCUUUUAGUGGGGUUUACACUUCAAACACUUUUAUUUCAGAAUAUUUAUUAGGAUAUAUGGCAAAAAUAUAUAUGGUCAAAGUGUGUGUGUGAGUGAGUGUGUGUGAUAUAUACUGACAAGCAUAUGUCUGCAUUCUUAUUAACUAUAUGUAUUGUUUUCCAAACCAAAGUUGAAAAUAUCAUAUAUACUUUCAUUUCAUUUUAUUUAAGUUUUUCUUUUUUUUUGCUUGGGGGACUUUUUAAAUAUGACAUUGUGUCUUUUUAUAGAAUAUUUAUGUCUUAACUAGAAGCACUUGAAUCAUACCCGUGCCUAACGUGAAUAAACAGCACAGAAUGGAUUGUAAAAUUACAUAUUUAGCACUUUUUUCCAUUAGUAUUUAAUUUGCGCUUAUCUUGUUGAGCACAAAUAUUCUGUGGCACCGAAGCAAUAUUAUGCUUAAAGUAUCAUCCGGAUCUUCUCUAUCAGAUGUGUUCUUAUAAAAUGGGAUCAUCACAGGAAGCAAAGGAGAGUGGUCUUCAGGGUUGAUAAAAUUGGGAUGGGACAUAGGUGUCUUCACAUUUCAUAUUUUAAUCUGAGGUGCUCUGGAAAAUAUGGAAUAUAUUGAUGAAAAAAAAAUGUACAUUUUACUUUAUCUGUUGGAUACCAUCUAAUUUCCAUCUCAAAUGUGACAACAGCAGCAUCUUAUCCCCAGUUAUACCAUGGUCUAGGUGAAUAUGUGGUUCUGAUUGGCUGGAAGAUGCAAGUUAAAAACUGAUAACUGCACAACUGUGGCAAGUAGGUCCAGUCAAACGGUCUGAUCACCGUUCUAAAUUCAUACGCCGGCUACCGUUGAUACAAGGUCAACUUGUGAUUGCAGAAGCUGAAAUGUAUGAUAAAGAACACUUAUUUUACACUAAUUACAUCCACACUUAAACUAGCUAAGCAGCUUGGUGUGUAUAAGUGCCAUAUUUAUUCAGUUUGGUGAGUGUCCACAAAGUAUGAUAUGUUAAGGUAGACUAUAUGACCGAAUGUAUGUGGACUCCCCUUGGCUGUUUUUUUUGGUUUGGGCUAGGCCCCUUAGUUCCAUUGAAGGCAUAUAUUAAAGCGACAGCAUACAAUUAUAUUCUAGACAAUUCUGUUCUUCCCCAGCAGUUUGGGGAAGGCCCUUUUCCUGUUUCAGCAUGACAAUGCCCCCUAGCACACAGUGAGGUCCAUUUAGAAAUUGUUUUGUUGAGAACGGUGUAGAAGAACUUGACUGGCCUGCGCAGAGCCCUGACCUCAACGCCAUCCAAAACGUUUGGGAUCCGUUUGAAAGCCAACUGUGAGCCAGGCUUAAUCGCCCAAUCAGUGCCUGACCCCACUAAUGCGCUUCUGGCUGAAUGGAAGUAAAUCCCUGCAGCAAUGCUCCAACAUCUAGUAUAUCCCUGUAUAAAGCCUUAGGCUAAAGCCUUCCCAGAAGCGUGGAGGUUGUUAUAGCAGCAAAGGGUGGACCAACUCUAUAUUAAUGCCCAUAAUUUUGUAUGAGAUGUUGGAUGCCAGGUGUCCACAUACUUUUGGCCAUGUAGUGUAUGUUGGCUCCCGUCUCAUCACAUCGAAUGAAGACAGCUUCCCUACAAUUCUGCUACAAAAGUAUGCUUGCAGUUUUGAAGCAAAUUGAGUAUAUGGCUAGCUAACUAUCCAUGAUGGAAAACAUACUGAGACCGUUUUGACCCAAGAUCAAAUAUAAUUUAAAGUUAUGCGAGUGACAGUGAACCUAGCAUGGUGGCUUGCUACCUGACCAGAAUGAGCAGGAGUAACAUGAGCUUGUGGUUGCUAGGUCAUAUCUAUGUGUAUCUGUUUUGCUUAACAUUUUUUUGAAUACAAAACAUUCAACAAGAUAAAGUGAAUGUUCAUUUAAAGUUUUUGCAAGUGACCAUGGUGUAAUGGGAUAAUCUACUUGCCCUGGAGGCCUUGGCACAAAUGUUCUUUUAGUGACACUAUUACAACAUUAUAGUAGAUAAUCUAGCAAUCACCAAAUGGUUCUGUUUCUGUGACUAAACAUCAGAAGACUGAAAACUGGAAUUGUUAGUUACAUUUCAUAGGAUGUAAUAACAGUAUUUUAAAAAUAACAAAAAAAAUCUGCUUCUAGUUUUGUUUUUUAUCCAGUACAUGUUUAUUUACAUGUGGGUGCAUAUGUCUGAAUGUAUUCUUGUUUUAAAUUCUGUAAUGAAGUAGUAUUCCACACUCAAUCAGAUCUUAUUUGCAGUUAUUAUCCUGAAUGUAUUGCAUUGGACAUAAUGUGCAGUAGUAAAUUUAUUAAGAAAUGGUCAUAUACACCUGUUUGAUGCUGAUCUUUGCCAGUAAGUUGCACAGAUAACGUGCAACUGUAUCCAUAUUUCAGUUUACCUUAAACUCCACCCUAAUCUCAGUUAGCCAUAGUGAUUUGUGUUUAUGAGUUUGUCCAGACUGCCAGGUUUAUAGUUAAUGCAGUGCCUUGGAAUGGGAGUAUCAUAAAGUGCACUUUAUCUGAUAAAAAAAACUGGCAGGCACAAACCUGUGUUUAUAAUGCUCAGCAUAAAUUCAGAGAUCAAUAAUUAGCACAUAUUAACACUCCUGAGCUAUGAGGCUUUCCUCAGAUGAAGUUCACAUUUAUCACACAACACAUCUUGGUUUAUGGGAGUUUUGUAACAUCAGAAAUGGAAGAGGUAUAAAGGAUUGUGCGGGGAUUGAUUCAGGCAAUAUCAAUUUGUCAAAAUUCAUUGUUGUUUCAACUAUAAAUCAUAGAUGUUUUUAGUCCACGUUCUGGGAGUAUACGUGUGUAUUUGUGUGCAGGGCAACCUGCAACAGCCAGUUAUGGUGGGAUGCUCUGCUGUAGAAAGGGGCUGGUUCCUGCUGAAAAUGUACUAAUAUAUGUUUUUUGCUUAGAGCAGCCUUGAACUCUGCUGUUGUGGCGUCAUGUUAAGUGUAAUUUCCCUAAGAUGCCAGCAGAGGGCAACAAACAUGCAGGGACAGUGGAUGCGGUCUAUUUUGUGGAAGAAAGCAAUGUUGCACUAACACUGCCUAGCAAUGGUAGUGCAAACCAUAACCAGUCAACGUAAGCCAUAAUGUGAUUUGCAUUUGUGUUUGGGUGAAAACCAGGGGAGGUUUGACACAGGGUCUUAUUGUUUGAUUUUGAGUAUUUAUCAGAUCUAACAGGCAUGGUUGAAAUAGAGUGGAUAUUUAAAGAAAAUAAAAUUACAAAGGAAGAAAAGUGUGCAAGGAUUUAAAUUUGAGAUGCAUUCUUAGAGGUGAUGUGACCAAUAUUUUCGGUUUUAAAUUUGUUCAUUAUUGGUGGCUGAUUGCUUGUGAUUUGAACUCAACAGAUUUCUAAAUGAGGCCAGUUUUUUCGUAAGUUUAUAAAGAAUUUUAAAGUUCUUUUUUAUUACCAUUGGUGCAUUACAGUAAAUAUGGGAUAGGCAAUUUAUUUGAGGCAGUUUUAUUGUGUAGAUUUAGGUCUACAUGAUGGUGUGUGUGUGUGUUUACGUGCAUGUAUGUGUGUUCACAUAUCCUGUGCUUCAGAUUUUAGUGCAGAUUGGUCUUGGAGUAAGCAGAUGCUUGACUAAAACCGAUAACUUUCCCCUUAUGUGUUCAGAUCUAAAAAAAUAUGUCAGGCCUGCUAAUUAUGAAUGGUUUGUUGUACAAUAUUUUAAAGGGUGACUGGGUUGGGAGACACGAGGGGCAGUUUACAAUAUGUUCAACUGGGACUUCCCCGGGAACAACUUUCAUUCAAGUGUAUACAUGUGUGUUUUAAAACUCGCAUAGUUUUAGGGAACUAAGUGUGUUACUGUUGUCACAGGUUAGCUGAGCCUAAGAUUCGAUAGCUCCUUUAAUCUUCGCUUAAUCUCCCAUUAAGAGGUAAAUUCACUCUGUGGUUCCCAGAUCUCCGUUCUGUAGUUUCAAAUUGUUACAGAAAGCAUAUGUACACUUGUAUUGCACUGAAUGUAAUGUACAGUAAUGUAACCAUAACAAGCUGCCUGAUUUUGUGUGAAUUGUACUCUCACACACAGCAUUGGGAGAAUCAAAACUGUUAAGUAGUCAACCAGGAUUGCUGCACACAGGUGAAUCCCCGGCUGUUUAGAUUUUUAAAUGCAAGCACACUCUGACAAUGCCAGCAGGUCGUACACUGCAAACAUAAAUAGUAAGGUGUAGUUUAUAGUUCCCUAACAGCAAUAUGACUGUCAUAUGAUGCUUAAACACUUAUUUCUCAUUUCAAGUACUCUUCAGAGGGUUGAAAGCAAUCUCACUCUAAAUUUUCAAAAUAUUUGCAUGAAUAUAUUCUUGGGCUAAGAAUUUGUGCAUACUGUACGUCCCCGUGAAUGGCAGUUGUGCAUUUGAACAGCGGCCUUGCUGAUAUGAAUGUAAAUCAGUGUCUGUCCCCAGCCCCAUAUCCCGUAGUCCUGAACUUAUAUUCAGAAAAUUUAUGAACUCUUAUUCUGCUGCUUAUUCACAAAACAUCAGGGGGCACUGGUCCCUCUAGUCUAUGAAAAAGACCACUUAAUGUUCCUCUAAUCAAACUCAUGUUUACACAUUAACUUUCCCCCAACAUAGCAAUCUGAAAAAGAGUGCAUGCUUUUUUUUCCCCCAAAUCCAUAUCUGUUGCAUUUGCGGAUUAAUUUAGCUAAAUCAGUGUGCCCCUACAGCUAGAGUUAUAUUUCAAUAUAGUAUUUGAGUCUUUGCCUCCCAAUUUUCUUUCUUCAAAUAAAAUGACUUUGGGGUUGUUAGGAUCUGAGGUUGUGUUCACAAAAUAAUCUCAGUGGCGCAAAUGAGAAUUGGCCGCAAGCUUGGAAAUUUAAUUCUCAGCUAAAAUUUGCACCUAAGAAUGUUUCCAAACGGACUCCAUGAGGAAGUCGCGACAAGGAAUUAAGACAAACCGAUAAUGAACAAAGUGUGCCUUACGUCACCUUACGCCACCCGGUGGCCGUGAACGUGCCAUAUUACCAUAGCAUUCCAUAUGUGGAUAUGUGUCUUACUGUGAAGUUGGGCCCAAUCAGGUUUGAGGAAUAACAUAUUUAGAAUAUCAGUAGACAGAUAUUGUAGGACAUUUGGAAAAUAGACUCUGACAUAAAAUGUGCAAUCUUUCAAAAAUGGAUAUUUGGCCUAAAACAAAAUGUAUAUGCAUAAGAUACUAAGUGAACCUACAUUAGGGUAGCUACAGAUCUGCCAAGUUUAGAAGUGAUUUGGCUUUAACACCUCUAAUUUGGAAGUGGCGCCGUUUCCUUGUCAGCUACUCUUUUUAAAAAAAAUUUUAUUUAUACGCUGCUCAGUCAGAUAAGUGUAUUCUUACUCAUUCAGUCACUGUACGUGUUCCAUCUUGGAUAAAAAUAUGAUGAAAAUAUCAGCUGUCCAUAACCCCCAGCAGUCACUCUGUUAACACAUAAAGCUCUCUGAACUUACUGUCAGGUCCUAGGAGUCCUUUGAGUGAUUUAAAAAUCUAAAACACUAAUAAUUGUUUUAUAAUAAAUUCUUAGAUUUAAGGGAUGGUUUUCUUUCCUCUUUUUCACAUAAAUGGAAUUUGGCCACUUUAGUGCUGCGCGUCCCACUGAGAUUUUUUUAUCUGAGCACAACCAAUGGGCUGCUGAUGGCUGCUGUGAAGUUUGGUUCAAAAAUCUGCUGUAGUAAAUGCCAGAAACUGAUAGACUAUGUAUAGAUAUAUAUUCAUACAAAAUUAAGCUCUACCUUUUUGUAAAAAUUUACAAUCAAUAUGUGAAUGGAAUUAUGAUUUUCCUCAUUUUGCUGUACUGUAGUGAGCCGGAAGAGGUUAACAUUGACAUUUUAAAAGCGGAGUUUGUAUCCUCUUUGAUGGGUUGAUUAUUCUAUUUUUUCUUUUGUAAAGUCCUUUUGGAAAAAAAAAAAACAAGAUGUCUUUUUAAUGUGUGUUUCGUUCCUUUUUAUGAGGGGGAAAACCCUUUCAUGAUUGAUUGUAUUUAAUAGAGUAGACUAAUGAAUUUUCAAGUCUUACAAGAUUGUGCUGAAUGAACUCAUGAGUCUGUAAAGUCCUUAAAAAAUAAAUAAAUACUUCGAUCUCUGUUUAAA
Messenger RNA from Anguilla rostrata (American eel), 14591 nucleotides. It is a transcript of the gene mink1, whose product is annotated as misshapen-like kinase 1. Gene Ontology annotation, biological process: protein phosphorylation. The transcript is spliced from 32 exons. NCBI's taxonomy places the organism in Eukaryota, Metazoa, Chordata, Actinopteri, Anguilliformes, Anguillidae. Gene Ontology annotation, molecular function: ATP binding; protein kinase activity. Bases 2401 to 6282 code for a protein of 1293 amino acids. The record is from RefSeq and is a predicted model, not a curated record.